This is a messenger RNA of Candidula unifasciata, 426 nucleotides long. The record is from the annotation of a GenBank genome assembly. Lineage: Eukaryota; Metazoa; Mollusca; Gastropoda; Stylommatophora; Geomitridae.
AUGAUACAGUUUAUUCUUAUUGUGAAUAAACAAGGCAGGGUGAGAAUAAGAAGAAAUUAUCACCAUGUUGAAAAGAACGAGCAAGAACAAAGAGAUUCAGCUGUUAUAAAUAAAUGUCUCACUCGAACCAACAAACAGUGCAACUAUUUCAGCCAUGAGGCAGUAACUAUUGUGUACAAAAGGUUUACAAACCUCUGUCUAAUCUGUGGAGUUACGAAUGAGAAUGAACUGGCCAUCCAGGAGUUGUUGAAUGUGUUCAUGGACUGCCUUGGGUCCUAUUUUCAAAAUGUGUCGGAGCUGGAUAUAGUUUACAACAUGGAGAGGGUGUACAUGAUACUGGAUGAAAUCAUUGUCAACGGGAGCAUAGCCUUCACUAGCAAAGAACGAGCUCUGAUUCCUCUGCAGCUGUUGGAUGCUGGCAGUUGA